Molecule: messenger RNA, 1311 nt
Organism: Triticum aestivum (bread wheat)
Lineage: Eukaryota; Viridiplantae; Streptophyta; Magnoliopsida; Poales; Poaceae
Exons: 2
Coding region: 215-820 (201 amino acids)
Source: RefSeq, a predicted model, not a curated record
UAUACCUAGCGGGCCCAAAGGGCAGCGACGAAGCGAUCGAACCAACCCAGACGUACCAGGCGCGCGGCGGCGGCGGCAACUCGAUGCGAAGCACCGCCACGCGGAGGACCAGGAUCAAGACCUGCGAGGGGUCUUGCCGGAGCCCGGAGGAGGCCGGUACGGACGCGGACGCGGAUGCGGAGGAGACCGGCGGGCGGAGGUAGUUGCAGCCGGCAUGGCGGCGCCCAACUGGUUUCCCGUGAUCGUGGCGGCCAAGCCCUCGAUCUUCUUCGUUGAGAUGCGGCCGAGAGGGAAAGACGCAAGGAAGGAGAUCAAAGACCUCGCCGGAACAGCACAGAGCAAGGAGGGCAAGGAUCUGGCCGCAGCUCUUAAAGAAGGCGUCAUCCAUAACGCCACCGGGUUCGCGGUUGGGACCGUCGGAGAGGCGGCCGGCGGCAGGGUCAAGAUCAUGGUCUUCACCGUCUCUCAUCUGAUCGAGCAUGUGUAUCAUGGAGACUGGCAGCCUAUCGACGCCGACACCGUCAACAAGCUCUACGAGAUCGAGCUCUACUGCCCGCACGCGGAGCUAGACUGGCUCGCCAGGGGCCGGCGAGGGCCCAGGGUCUCCUUCCAGGCAUGGGCUUCUUCCAUCGACUGCGCCAUGGACUGCAUGGUGCUCACGGCGUACGUCAGCGACGUCGCGCUGAGGGCGCUGACGGUGGGGGCAGGGAUGCACAGGGAGAGGCAGAUCGUGCUUUGCCCAGGGCCAACACCCGGAGCUCCACUUCAGCGACGUUCUCCAGCCGUGCCACCCGUGCAUGAUGCUCGCAUGGCCGAGUGAUCUGAUUCACCUCUUUUACGUGGGCACCCAGUGCGAGGUCAGACUGGCGGCCGACUUCAGCGGCAACGCGGCCGGCUACAGCAUGAGCCUGCUCGAGGCCCAGAUCGGGUGCACGGACGGUGCCUCCGGCGCCCCGCUCUUCAGCCUCGCCGGAGAGGUCAUCGGCGUCCUGCACGGCAAGCUGCUAGACGACCACUCGUACUUCGUGGCCCCCCAGCACCUCCUCGCCUUCCUGGCUACCGCGCGUGACGAGGCCGCCGCCGCAGCUGCGGCUGAACAGGCCACCGCUGCCGUCCUGGCCGUAGCCGCCGCAGAGCAGCUUCACGCUGCGAAUCAAACUUGGUGUGACUUGCGCCGUCCGCGCAGUGCCCGCCCUCGUCGUCCACGCUUUCCGCGUCUUCCUCCUCCUCCUCCUCCCAGCCGUAGGCGCCGCCGGAGGUGAAGGUACCGGAAGCAAGUAGUGCAGAUCACUUGAUGGUGUAGUGUCAGCC